Molecule: messenger RNA, 1516 nt
Organism: Gasterosteus aculeatus aculeatus (three-spined stickleback)
Lineage: Eukaryota; Metazoa; Chordata; Actinopteri; Perciformes; Gasterosteidae
Gene: mdkb
Product: midkine b
Molecular function (GO): growth factor activity
Source: RefSeq, a predicted model, not a curated record
CUGUGUAGCCCUGUGAUUGGCUGGCGACCAAUCCAGGGUGAACCCUGUCUAUCGCCUGAAGUUGGCUGGGAUGGACUCCAGCCAGGAUAAGCUGUUUAACAAUGGAUGGAUAUAAAUGUAUAUGGAGAGUGAUAAAAAAGAAUUACCUUGAAAUUAUGGCUUUAAAGGCGACGCAAGGAAAAAUUUGGGUGCACCUAAAUUUUGUGCUGUUGCACCUAAAUAAAAAAGUAAGGCGCACCAGUGCAACCUGGCAAAAAGUUAGUCUGGAGCCCUAGUUAGGCUUUAGCGCUCUGUGAACAGGAAGUGACACGCUGUCUCCUCUCGUUUACUCAACAGAUAAAUAAGUGUUUGUAUAUUUAGCUCUAAGACGCGUUUGACUUGAUAUAUAAAAUAUAUUCGUGGAUUAUAAAACAAAAGCUUUUUCUGCUUCUGAGAUCGAACCCGCUUCAGGUUUUCAGAUGUUUAACUCGCAGUAUGGGAUCAUUUUUUUUGUGAUUAUUUGUUGUGUCUGUUACAUAACUUAAAAAAUAUGUUUAUGUGUUUUUGUUUUUGUGAUGAUCUACGUUGUUUAUGAUGUAAUAACUGUUUCUGCAAUAAAAAGCAAUGUCGGCAACUUUUUCUGAGCGGAAAAAAAAGUUAUUCCAUCGAGAGACAAAACACUCAGCCUCUAAUGCUUGAAUGGCUGGAUUUGUGCGUCUGUGUGUGUGUGUGUGUGUGUGUGUGUUUCAGUGUGUGCAGCAGCUCACUCCUCUUCGUCUCUUCUCUCUGACCGGCUGCUUCCUCUGAGCUCAGCAAAAUGAAGAGUUUGUUAGCGGUGCUGUUGCUUCUGGCGCUGACACUCCCCUCCGAGGCCAACCGCAGAGCCAAGAAUCACAAAGGUGGGAAGCAGGAGAAGUCCCGGCUGUCCUCCGAGUGCUCCACCACAGAGACACAGUUCGGUAAAUGUGUCCCCAAGGACAGAGGCUGUGGAGACGGACUGAGAGACGCCUCCUGCAGGGACGUCACCGAGAAGAUCUACUGCAAAGUGCCCUGCAACUGGAAGAAGGACAUCGGUGACUGUAAGUACAAGUUCGGCCCGUGGGGAUCCUGUGAGGCCGACACCGACACCAAGAGCCGGUCCGGGACCCUGAAGAGGGCGCUGUUCAACGCCGAGUGCCAGCCCACCGUGAGGGUGUCCAAACCCUGCUCCCCCAUACACAAAAAGUGAAGAAGACCAGAGGUGCGAUCACCCCGUCACCUGGCAACCUUAUCAUAUCUAGAGCUGCAUCUUCAGCACAAUCACAAUUUUAUCAUUAUUCUCCUCACUAAAUAAAGUCUUUACGUCUCUGGUAGAGACCUGUCAAUCAGCGUGUAGCCCUGCCCUCAAGCAUCCCCCACUCUAUAGUCUAUUAGAGACCUGUCAAUCAGCGUGUAGCCCUGCCCUCAAGCAUCCCCCGCUCUAUAGUCUAUUAGAGACCUGUCAAUCAGCGUGUAGCCCUGCCCUCAAGCAUCCCCCGCUCUAUAGUCUAUUAGAGAC